AUGAUUCUAACUACCACAGGUCGUCUUGGUCUUGGUACUACAAGUCCUUCAGCUCCGCUGCACGUCCCUGGCAGCAACAGUUUUGUAUUUGGAGCAGGCGGAACGACAGUGUAUCGCCUCAGAACAGAUAGUGGAGCUACAGAAUCCGCUCUUGGCCCGAUCACAUAUUCAGUAGCGGGUAUAUUCGGAGGAUACAUUGCCUGUACAGCCAUGGCGAUGACGUCGGAUCGACGCCUUAAAAAGAAUAUUCAAUCAUGCCCAAUUGAUCGUGUGAAGCGGCUCUACGAUAGCUGUGAGGUCAAGCUCUAUGACUGGAUCGAGUCGGAAAACAAGCCUGGACAAGAAAUCGGUCUCAUAGCUCAGGAUUUGGUCUCAGCCCAUCUAACUGAUUUGAUAUCGAUCUUUUACAGAGAUGAUAUUGAAGGGGGAGAAGACCCAAGCCUUGAACCAGCUAAGCAACAGCUCAACGUUGAUUACAGUCGAAUAUCGGCUUAUAAUAUGAAGAUGAUUCAGCAUCUUUUGGGUGAGAUAGAUAAAUUAAAAGAUCGUUUGGCUAAUAUAGAGUCAUGA
Molecule: messenger RNA, 570 nt
Organism: Phytophthora infestans T30-4
Lineage: Eukaryota; Oomycota; Peronosporomycetes; Peronosporales; Peronosporaceae
Exons: 1
Coding region: 1-570 (189 amino acids)
Source: RefSeq, a predicted model, not a curated record